AUGGCCCCUACAGCUAUCUCGCCACCCCCUACAAACAGAACCCCUGCCACCUCCGACAGUCUAGCCAGCUACAAAGGCUAUGACCACGUCCACUGGUACGUUGGCAAUGCCAAACAAGCCGUGACAUAUUACAUCACGCGCAUGGGCUUCCGACGCAUUGCAUACCGCGGCCUGGAGACCGGCAGCCGCGCCAUCUGCUCGCAUGUCAUCCGCAACGGGGACAUCACCUUCAUCCUGACCUCGCCACUGCGGUCUCUGGACCACAUCGACCGCUUCUCGCCCUCAGAACAGGAGGAGCUGAAGGCCAUCCACCAUCACCUCGAGCAGCACGGCGACGGCGUCAAGGACGUCGCGUUCGAGGUAGACUCCGUCGACGCGGUCUUCGGCGCGGCCAUGAACAACGGCGCCAAGGUGGUCUUUCAGCCUCGAGUGCUGGAGGACACCGACGGCGAGAUCAAGAUGGCGCAGAUCCAGACGUAUGGCCAGACGACGCAUACUCUGCUCGAGCGUCAUUCGUACCGCGGCACCUUCCUCCCCGGUUAUAAGACCGUGAACGAGGAGGAUCCGAUCUCGCAUAUGCUGCCGGACGUGGGCUUGAUUCGGGUCGACCAUUGUGUUGGGAACCAGGACUGGGAUGAGAUGGAUAAGGUUUGCGAAUACUAUGAGAAGGCUCUUGGAUUCCAUCGUUUCUGGUCGGUCGAUGAUAAGGAUAUCUGCACAGAUUUCUCCGCGCUCAAGAGUAUCGUGAUGGCUUCGCCCAACGAGGUCGUCAAAAUGCCCAUCAACGAGCCCGCCAAAGGCAAGAAGCAGUCGCAGAUCGAGGAGUAUGUCGACUACUACAACGGUGCUGGUGUGCAGCACAUUGCUCUCCUGACCGAUGAUAUCAUCCGCGACAUCACCAAUCUCAAGGCCCGCGGGGUAGAAUUCAUCAAGGUGCCCGCCACAUAUUACGAGGACAUGAAGAUUCGCCUGAAGAAGGCCGGGCUGGCGCUGCACGAGGACUUCGAGACGAUUCGCAGUUUGGAUAUUCUGAUUGAUUUCGACGAGGGUGGCUACUUGCUGCAGCUGUUCACCAAGCAUUUGAUGGAUCGUCCUACCGUCUUCAUUGAAAUCAUCCAGCGACACAACUUCUCAGGCUUCGGAGCCGGCAACUUCAAGUCGUUGUUCGAGGCGCUCGAGCGAGAGCAGGAGCUUCGUGGGAAUCUGAUCUAG
Messenger RNA from Aspergillus steynii IBT 23096, 1212 nucleotides. RefSeq names its product 4-hydroxyphenylpyruvate dioxygenase family protein. Gene Ontology annotation, molecular function: 4-hydroxyphenylpyruvate dioxygenase activity. The transcript has 4 exons. The record is from RefSeq and is a predicted model, not a curated record. The coding region runs from base 1 to 1212 and encodes 403 amino acids. NCBI's taxonomy places the organism in Eukaryota, Fungi, Ascomycota, Eurotiomycetes, Eurotiales, Aspergillaceae. Gene Ontology annotation, biological process: L-tyrosine catabolic process.